AUGCUCCUCCUAGAAGUCGAACGCAAAUUCCGCCGCCUGGCCGUCGACAAGCUCCACCUCAACAGCGGCCACCCGCCCUUCCACAGCCUCCUCUACCGCGGCACGCAAACCUUCCACGAUACCUACUACGACUCGGCCGACUUCCUCUCCACCAGAGGCGUCUGGGUCCGCCGACGCAACAACACCUGGCAGGCCAAGAUCCGACGCGGCGGGGACUACUCCAACUCCAAAUUUGAGGAGCUCUCCACGACCGCCGCCAUCUCUGCCCACCUGGCCGAGCUCACGGGCGGAACGAGAACCGACGCGACGAACCAGUUUGGGCUGACGCCGAUGGCGUCCUUUACGACACUACGCGAGAGCUGGACCGCGGACGAUGAUUUUACGAUCGUGCAGGAUGUCACGGACUUUGGGCAUACCGUUGGGGAGGCGGAGCUGGAAUUGCGGUGGGACUGCAGGGAUGAUCGUCCUAGGAUUGAGAGGGAACGGUGCAAAGCGGCGAAGAUGGCCGAGAUGGAUGAACGGAUUACGGCAUUUAUGAGACGGUAUCACUGGGCGUUUUGUGUGGGUUCGCCCAAGGGGAAGUUGACGGCUUACUUUGAGAGAGGGCUGGGGAAGUAA
Messenger RNA from Aspergillus fijiensis CBS 313.89, 618 nucleotides. Its product is annotated as thiamine-triphosphatase. Lineage: Eukaryota; Fungi; Ascomycota; Eurotiomycetes; Eurotiales; Aspergillaceae. The transcript has a single exon. Gene Ontology annotation, biological process: dephosphorylation; thiamine diphosphate metabolic process; thiamine metabolic process. Gene Ontology annotation, molecular function: thiamine triphosphate phosphatase activity; magnesium ion binding. Bases 1 to 618 code for a protein of 205 amino acids. The record is from RefSeq and is a predicted model, not a curated record.